GCCACAAGCCACCAGGAGCAAAGAGCGCCCCCCCAUAACGGCACGUCGCUUCACCCUAGCCUUGAAGUUUAAACCAGAAAAUCUUCGACCUUGAACCUGCCGACAAGUCCUUCGCUUCGACGACACUUCAGUAGAUAAACGCAUCGCCCGACAAACGACUGUCGCCGAUACCCGUCCUCGAUCACGUCGCGCGGCACGUCGCGCGCGCACAACAUCGCCACCGUCGCGUCGUCGUCGAGAGCACGAGAGCAGGCUUGAUCUUGCCUUGGGGUCGGUUUCGCUCGAUUAUCUCCAAGUCUCGAUCAUUCCGAUCGUGACACCUGUCCCUAUCUCUCUCAUAUCCGACCUACCUACUGCACCGGGGAACCUUUAUCCCCAUCAGCGUGGUCUUUCAGCCUACCCUACACUCCCUCGUUUACCGCUCUCGCCCGUCGACAUGUCGGUCGAAAUCACCCUUGGCACGCCACUGGCGGAUGCCUUGAACACAACCAUCCAAGCAAAAAUCACAGACCUUGGCUGGACAAGUGGUAGUGCCGAGGCUGGCGCCAUGUCGGAGUACUUUGUUCUCAUGCUCGCGAACGGAAAGACACAAAACGAUAUCGCUGCCGAAAUUGCGGGCGACUUGCUUAGUCUCGGUCCAGAUGAUGAAACGGCGCCCGCUUUCUCGAAGUGGCUCUUCGAACAGAUUGAUGCGCUCAACUUGGCAAACCCCGCUGACGCUGCGCCAGCUAAUGGCCACAAUGGAGGAGAACCAGCACAGGACGACGACAUGGAUGGCGGCUUUGACGCGGGCAUGGAUUCUAUGACGGACGCGCCCACCAACGAGCUGAAUGCUCCUACCGGGCCCAAGGCUAUGCGAAAUGGCAAUUCACGCGGCCCUGGCCGAGAAAACCGACUGGUGGGCCAAAUCAAUCGAGCCAUGGACCGAACCCACGAGUCCAUCCUCCAUCGAGUUCGCGGCCAGUCUGGCAACGAGAGGAUCGGUAGAAGCGCCCCAACUGGGCCAAGAGUAGGUGUCGGCAGGCAGCCACGGACCGCCAACGCCAACGCGCGUGCUACGAGCAUCGCUGCUGGCCUGGCCAAUAUGGGCGGCAUGCCAACUGGCCCGACAGCAAUGGGCCCGAUAGUCCCGAUGAACGGCAUGAACCCCAUGAAUGCUAUGAACCCCGGUUUUAUGCCCCCAGAUAUCUUCAGCAUGAUGGAGCAACAAAGCCGCAUGCUCCAGCAAAUGCAACAUCAACUCAUGCACCAACAACAACAACAACAACAACAACAGCAACAACAACAACAGCAGCAGCAGCAGCAACACAAUGUAGGGAUGAAAAACAACAACGGCAAUGGCCACGGACGGUCUCUGUUCGAGAGAUCAAGCCGGCCAAACAACUUUCGGAGAGGGGGGGCCCACCAGCAGCACAAUGGCCACACAGCGCCACAGCAUCAGCUCUCAGAAGCCAUCGUGACGGAGGUGACUGAGGAGGGCGAAGAUGUUGAGAUGGGUCAGGCCAAGCGCGAACCUCCCAACCUGGAUGAGACCAUCUGCAAGUAUAACCUACGUUGCCAGAACAAAGAGUGCAAGUUUGCGCACCAGUCGCCAGCGGCGCCACCCGGCAUCACGAUCGACGUCACUGAUGUUUGCACCUUCGGAGUUGCCUGCAAGAGCCGGAAGUGUGUGGGUCGCCACCCGUCGCCGGCUACCAAGAUGGCGCAUCAGAGCGAGAUGGAUUGCAAGUUUUUCCCCAACUGCGCCAACCCUCACUGCCAGUUCCGGCACCCCACAAUGCCGCCCUGCAGGAAUGGCGGCGAGUGCAAGGUGCCCAACUGCAAGUACACGCAUGUCAAGACGGCCUGCAAAUUUCGCCCCUGCACCAACCGAUUCUGCCCAUUCACGCACGAAGAGGGACAGCGGGGCACGUUCCACGACAAGGUUUGGGUGGCCGACGAGGGCAAGGAACACGUCAGCGAACGGAAGUUCGUAGAUGAGAACGUCACGGAGGAUCUUGUCCUACCCGGGUCAGAGGGAAUGAAUCCGGAAGCCGGAGCGCCGGAGGUGAUCGUUUAGGGACAUGUCGGCGCGGCGAACAACCGGAUCCCGGAAGUCUUUUGAUGGGGUGCAGAGGUCAGGGCAGCGGUGGGUCUUUGCCGUCGUCGUCUUGAUCGACCGGCCUUCACAAUGGGCGGGAUGUAGUCACUCCAACUAAGGUUUUGAAAAGAUGUGUAGCUAUUUCUGAGCUAUCGGGUAGCUGGUUUCUGGGGAGGGGCAUUUGUACUAUAUCACUGAAGGGCGAGAACCGAAACUGCUCGAUGACUAUCAAGGCGUUAAGGGGGGUGGUUUUACUAGCAUACAGAUGGAAGGGAAUGCAAGGCGCCGUUGAGGUUUAAUCGUGGCGCGCAUGCCCGCAGGGACGUAGCGAAGUUGGUGGUAUCCGUACCUUCAUUGGAUGAUCGGAGCUGCAUAGCGAUGGAGGAGAGAGUGUAAUUGCAGCGACUACCUCUAGAAUACUACCGGGUUAUUCACAAAAAAAGUCACUCUAC
Molecule: messenger RNA, 2532 nt
Organism: Lasiosphaeria miniovina
Lineage: Eukaryota; Fungi; Ascomycota; Sordariomycetes; Sordariales; Lasiosphaeriaceae
Exons: 2
Coding region: 437-2059 (540 amino acids)
Biological process (GO): regulation of mRNA stability
Cellular component (GO): cytoplasm; nucleus
Molecular function (GO): poly(A) binding
Source: RefSeq, a predicted model, not a curated record